UACGGUGAUUGGGAACGUAAUGGUCGUUGCUCUGAUUUCUAAAUCCACACACUUUUCGUGCGAAAGAGGUCUUCCCAAGAGAUUAUAAGCGGAUUUUGGCUGCCAUGAAAGUAACAAAAGCUGCAGAGAAGGCUGCUGAAGAAGCUGAUAUUGGAGAAGAAGACGAGUUGGUGGAGAAAGAUGCCUUUGAAGAACUUAAGAAGUUGGCAGCCAAGUCGUCAAGUGUGGCCGUGAAUCAGGUGAAUGAAACAGUCAAUCAGGUCAAAGAGGUUGAAGAUGUCGAACUGGUCACCCGACCAUCUCAGGUUAAUAAUGCGAUUAAACACCGUGGAUUUGUUGCAUACGAGCGUGAGGGAGUAUCUUACAGGGACCCUACUGUUCGGAUGAAUGAUUGGAAGGAAGUUAUGGAAGAGACAAAACCUGGGCCACUCGUGAAGACUCAAGCUGCACGGUGCAUGGAUUGUGGUACGCCUUUUUGCCAUCAGGAACACUCUGGUUGUCCACUUGGCAACAAAAUUCCCGAAUUCAAUGAGUUAGUUUACCAAAAUAGAUGGUGUGAAGCACUAGAUCGACUUCUUGAGACCAAUAACUUCCCUGAGUUCACCGGCCGAGUGUGCCCAGCUCCAUGUGAAGGUUCUUGUGUUCUCGGUAUCAUCGAGAAUCCCGUUUCGAUCAAAAGCAUCGAGUGCGCAAUUAUCGACAAGGCCUUCGAGGAAGGGUGGAUGGUGCCUAGACCUCCUGUCAAGAGAACAGGAAAAAAGGUUGCGAUUGUUGGGAGUGGACCAGCUGGCUUGGCUGCGGCUGAUCAACUAAACAGGAUCGGCCACACGGUGACCGUGUUUGAGCAUGCUGAUCGAAUAGGUGGACUCAUGAUGUAUGGGGUUCCCAACAUGAAAGCAGAGAAAAUUGAUGUGGUUCAAAGGCGGGUUGACCUUAUGGCCAAGGAAGGUGUGAAUUUUGUGGUUAAUGCCAGUGUGGGAAAUGAUCCAUCAUAUUCCAUCGAGAGUCUUCGUCAAGACAACGAUGCCGUUAUUUUAGCAGUGGGUUCAACAAAGCCAAGGGAUCUUCCUGUUCCUGGACAAGAGCUAUCGGGAGUACAUUUUGCUAUGGAAUUUCUGCAUGCAAAUACUAAAAGCUUGUUGGAUAGCAAUCUUGAGGAUGGUCAAUAUAUCUCUGCAAAGGGAAAGAAGGUGAUCGUGAUCGGUGGAGGUGAUACUGGUACCGAUUGUAUCGGGACUUCUAUAAGACAUGGUUGCACCAGCAUCGUGAAUCUUGAGCUUCUUCCUGAGCCACCACGAACCAGGGCUCCAGGCAACCCUUGGCCACAGUGGCCUCGUGUAUUCCGUGUUGAUUAUGGACACCAGGAAGCUGCUACAAAAUUYGGCAAAGACCCACGAUCAUAYGAGGUAUUGACUAAAAGGUUYAUUGGUGACGAGAAUGGAGUAGUGAAAGGGUUGGAGUUGGUUCGUGUUCAGUGGGAGAAGGAUGAGAGUGGACGGUUCCAGUUUAAAGAAGUCGAGGGUUCUGAAGAGAUCCUCGGAGCUGACCUGGUUUUGCUAGCCAUGGGUUUCCUUGGUCCUGAGCCGACAAUUGCGGACAAACUGGGGUUGGAGAAAGACAAGAGGUCAAACGUGAAGGCGGAAUACGGGAGGUUUUCAACGAAUGUGGAAGGUGUAUUUGCUGCUGGUGAUUGCCGGAGAGGGCAAUCUCUAGUGGUGUGGGCUAUCUCGGAAGGGCGGCAGGUGGCGGCACAGGUGGAUAAGUUUCUGGUGGAAGAUGGAAAGGAAGGUGAAAACAGGUGGUUAGAAUCAGGGAAGAAAGAACAAGAGGCAAUUAGGGCAUAGUGAAAAAGAUAGAGAUUAGUUGGGUGGGUUAUAUGGUGAAAAAGGGUUGGGGAAUGAAUGAAUAUGUGUGGGUGUGGAAGUAAGUUUAGUUUUGGUUCAGGUUCAGGUUCAGGUUCAGGCAGCUGAAUGAAUAAGCUGUGCUGUUUAUAGCCUCUGUUUUUUUCUUGGUUGUUGCUUGUUUGAACUUUGAUGAAAUAAAUGUACAGAUGGCUCUGUUUUGUUUCAUCA
This is a messenger RNA of Cynara cardunculus var. scolymus (artichoke), 2072 nucleotides long. Its product is annotated as glutamate synthase 1 [NADH], chloroplastic-like. The transcript is spliced from 8 exons. NCBI's taxonomy places the organism in Eukaryota, Viridiplantae, Streptophyta, Magnoliopsida, Asterales, Asteraceae. Gene Ontology annotation, molecular function: oxidoreductase activity, acting on the CH-NH2 group of donors, NAD or NADP as acceptor; iron-sulfur cluster binding. Bases 105 to 1844 code for a protein of 579 amino acids. The record is from RefSeq and is a predicted model, not a curated record.